Molecule: messenger RNA, 306 nt
Organism: Funneliformis caledonium
Lineage: Eukaryota; Fungi; Glomeromycota; Glomeromycetes; Glomerales; Glomeraceae
Source: the annotation of a GenBank genome assembly
AUGUGGAAAAAUAGAAGAGGAAAUAGCUUUGACAGAUCCGCACAUAAGCGUGAAGCUUUCUUGUUACUAUGGGGAUGCACGUUGCCAACACCAAAAAACUCUUGGAUAAGAUUAAAGACGGUAAAGCAGCCUUCACCAUCACAGAAGCCAGAUAACCAAGAAGGCUCAAUCUGCACAACGCAGAAAGGACCAGGACACACCUCCAGGGACAAUUGGGACAAGGCCGGACAAGAGCCAACAAGGCGACAAGGGUUGGCUCAACGGACCUGGGGACAAUUGGGACAAGGCCUCGGCCUCGAUGGUUGA